CCACUACCGAUCUUCUUUCUAAUAACCUGUGGCGAAGAAUCUUCUUGUGAAUUUCAUGUUUUAAAACCACUUUGCCUGGUGGGAGUAUUUAGUAGUGUUGUACGCUCGAUAACAGAUACUUGUAGCGGCCAAUCGAAGCCCGUUCAUAUUGUAACCUAAAACUUGACCUACAGAUUUCUGGAUUGUUCCAUUGACUGUCUUGAAAGUUAAACGAACUCUCUGUGACAUCAUUCAUUGAUCCCCAAAGAGUUUCCUGGUUCUGCAAUGGAAUGGUGAUGCAAUGUUCUCCAGUUUAUCUAGAAUAAAUCAGAGAAGCUCAGAAAUUCGUCAGGUUGAGAUAAACCAGAUCUGAGAGCAAUACUAUCUAUCUACGGAAGCGAAUGAAUCACGAAAUCUUGGCAGGCAAAUCCUUGAAUCCUUGGACUUUGGACUUCAACCUUAAAUCGAUUAACGAAAGUUCCUAAAAAUGUCUCUCUGAUCUCACUCACCAGGCGAAUCUAAAUUUAAUUUCAAAAUUAUAUCAAGAACGAAAAAGUAUAUAUCAAGAAUAAAAAACAAAUGUAUCAAUAUAUGAAGAGAACAAAUCUGCAGCACACUUUCAUUGGAGCAUCAACAAGACACAAGAUGUCGAAGGAGGCUCAAAGCAUGAUAUGGGACUAUUUGGUCUUCAUCUUAUUUGUGAUAGCCAGUUCAUUUGUAGCAGUAUAUUCGAGAUUUUUCGGUCCAAAAGAAAAGACGAAAGCAGAUUUUGUAUUUGCUGCAGGGAAAGUAUCAAUGGCGGCAAUGAUGUUGAGUAUAGCUAGGGGAACGCUUGGCGUUCGAUCUUUCUUAGGAUACCCUUCUGAGCUCUUCUACAGAGGAUGUGCCAUGUGGGAGACUCUUUAUGGAAUGGUGCUAGCUUACCCCAUAGUAUGUUUCAUUUUCGUCCCCGUAUACUUCAGCCUGGGUAUAACUUCGGUUUAUCAAUACUUGGACCUUCGAUUUAAAUCUCGUCUUGUCAGAUGUCUGGCAUCAGGCACAUAUAUCGUGAGACAGCUGCUCAAUCAAGGAGUCACAGUUUUCACCCCAUGUGUGGCGCUCAACACCGUUAUUGGAAUUCCUUACUGGGCGUCCAUCUUCAGUAUUACGGUUGUCAGUAUUAUUUUUACAUUAUUGGGAGGCUUAAAGGCAGCAAUUCUAGCCGAUGUUAUGCAGGGAUUAACAAUGAUCGCAGUGAGCUUCGCAAUAAUAUUUCAAGGCACAAUCGAGGCAGGUGGGGUGAGCGAAGUCUUCCAAACGAACAAGGAGGACGGAAGACUCGAUUUCCUCAACUUCGAUUUGGACCCAACCCUAAGAGUAACCACCACCUCCGCUCUAAUAGGUCAACUUUUUAUGUCACUCUCAAUAUUUGGUUGCCAGCAGAAUUUUGUUCAAAGAUACUGCAGUAUGGAUUCGCAGAAAAAAGUAACAAAGACACUGAUGUUCAACAUCCCAGUGAUCACAGUCCUCUUCAGUUUAUCAUGGGUUGUAGGUAUGGUGAUAUACGCAACCUACUCCAACUGCGAUCCACUCUCCUCAGGAUACAUAGAAAAAUAUGACGAAAUUCUGCCGUUCUUCGUCGAGGACAGAUUCAAUUACCUGCCUGGAAUACUCGGUCUCUUUAUGGCUAGUCUCUUCAAUGGAGCACUGAGUCUGAACGUAUCGAAUUUGAAUUCCCUGGCCACCGUCACCUUCGAAGACUUCCUGCGCCCCAUCCCUUAUCUCAAAGGGUUGAAGGAUUCGCACCAGUUGUACGCCAUCAAAGCCAUCGGAGUGGUCUAUGGAUUCGUUAUCAUGGGAAUAGCUUUUGGUGUAGGUCUACUGGAUGGUGUUAUCGAGUCCUCGAUGCUGGUCACUUCGGCUACUUCGGGGCCCUUGCUGGGAGUCUUUUUGUUGGCCCUCCUCGUCCCUUGCGCCAACUGGAAGGGAUCUGCUGCUGGAGUCAUCACAGGACAUAUAGUCACCCUGUGGAUAACAUUCAACGGUUUGUCGAUAGAAAAGCCACCAGCAAGAAUUCUCCCACUUCAUGUUGAAGGUUGCACAAACACCUCAUUCAAUCCACACAUACUUAAACCUGAACAUAGAGGAUUGGAAGCUUGGAACAUCCCAACUACCACUCCUUAUCCAUAUGAUUUCAACGAUACUGAAGACCCCUACGAUCUUAUCAACACGGACUUGAUUACAUCAAACUCAUUCUCCCAACUCUACUCCAUGACCUACAUGUACUACUCGUUCGUAGGAUGUAUCAUCACAGUCCUAGUGGGAUGGACCAUCUCCUUCUUUACAGAAAGCAGUGAUGAUAUUUACGACGAAACUCUAGUUCACCCUAUCGCCCGUAAGAUGGCGAGGAUAUUCCCCGGAAAGAAAAGGAGAUAUCUGGAGAAAACAAGAACACCUGAUGUACCUAGUUCGAUGAAGUCAUCUGUUAGCAAUCCAAAUUUCGAAAAGAAGAACGGUUUGAAUAGUACCAGUGUAAACAACGCCAACCAUGAGGUACCCAUGGAAACUCUUGAAGUUUACAAAACUAAGUUAUGAUCGCUACUUUUUAAUGGACACUGAAAAUUCAUCAAUAGUUUUAAAUCUACUUCACAUAAGAUAUUUAUUACUGCUGUGAUCUAUUAGCUGUUAAUUUUCAGUUUUUAAGGUGUUGAACUUAAGUCGUUUUCAUAGUUACAAUUUGAUUGGGACCAUUCAAAUUCGAACAAAAAAAAAAGAUUUUACUCGAACAAGUCGCCAAUUUCUUAAAAGAAUUCUCAGUUUUCAUAAUUAUUUUAACUCAUGUUCAUUAUUAUUAUACUUUAUAUGUAAGGUCCUAUCAAUGUACUUAUUUUUAUUCACUAAUACUUAAUGCAAAAUUUUUUAACCUGAGAAUACUCAAGGUUCAUGUCCUGUUCUGUUUGUCUAUUUUAUCUCAUUACUUAUCUCAUGUACUUCUGAAGCAGUUUUGCUGUAUUUUUUUAUGUAUUUUAAAAUUUUGAGAACGAUACACAUCGCUCUAUAUCGAGAAUUUAAUUUUGUUAAGAACUAACAAUAUAAAUCAGUCAGAAUACUUACCUACAUGUGUACAUAUUAAAAAUAAGGAAAGGAUUGAAUGACUAUGGUUUUAAUGAACUUUUGCAUUCUAUAUAUUCUCUGUUUAACGACACUAACAAUGUUUAUUUAAAUAUUAUUUAUCAGUUUUUGAUUGAAAAAUUGUGAGAGAUCAAGUUACUCCAUUUAUAUUAAAUGUUUCAAAUAGACGCUAGGUCGUCUUAAAAAAGAAUAAUUAGUUUUUCAGUACAA
Messenger RNA from Harmonia axyridis, 3300 nucleotides. Its product is annotated as sodium-coupled monocarboxylate transporter 1. Gene Ontology annotation, biological process: sodium ion transport; transmembrane transport. The record is from RefSeq and is a predicted model, not a curated record. Bases 559 to 2553 code for a protein of 664 amino acids. NCBI's taxonomy places the organism in Eukaryota, Metazoa, Arthropoda, Insecta, Coleoptera, Coccinellidae. The transcript is spliced from 10 exons. Gene Ontology annotation, molecular function: symporter activity. Gene Ontology annotation, cellular component: membrane.